AUGAAUAAAGGAAGAAAUAAGGACACAGAGCGGUUCUUGAAGCUUUUGUUGGAAAGACUGCUUAUAGCAAACAAUUUACCGUUAGAUACAGAUAUCAGUGCGUUGAUGGAUAAGGAAGAAUUUCUGGUAUUUUUUCGGAUGCUAAACCGUUUCAAGCUGCGGCGUAAUAGGCUCCCUAUUUUACGCCCAACGUUCGUUCGCCAUCUUAUCCCCUUUGUUUUAGAGUCCAAAUUCCUUAUUUCUCGACGCAUUGGCUCAUCAGACUUAGAAGCAUUUUUGAAGAUACUCUACAGGUAUCUUUCAUUUAGCGAAACGAAUGAUCCACGCAUUAUAAUGAAGGCCGAUGCCGCGUUUCUAUACUUUAUGGCUAAAAUGCCAGGCUCAAAGGUCGAAAUUCUUCUUGCAUAUACUAUGGCAAUGUUUCCGCAGUCUCGAUCAUUAUUCACAUCACUUAAUCUAAUCUCCAAAAAUUCGAACGGUAAAGAUUAUCUAACUCACAACGGUAAAAUGAUACCAAAUUGCAAUAUUAGAGACGAGCUCUGUCUUGUCGACAAGAUGCCAUCCAUGAAAAUUAUUCAACUUAUAUACGACCGUCUCUUUUUGGGUCAUGAGUUGACAAAAUGGGAUGUUGGUGCAUUGUUCUCCAGGUAUUUGGACGAGGUCAGAAGAAUUCAGUCCCAAGAUACGCUAUCGGAUCAUCCAUUUUGCAGGAAUAAUCACUCCUCCCUCAUUUUAGAAUCUUUCAUUCGUUAUAUUAUCACAUGGCUGAAGAAACCAGUGUUUGCAUACAAUAGAGUGAUUGUGUUUCUGAACUCUGUUUAUUGCUCCGAGCUCAAGUCAAGGUAUCUUUCAAUACUUAUAUCUGAUCUUUCAAGAAGGAGUUUGUCACAUGCAUGCUCUUUACUUAUACGGGCUGAAAUGGACACAAAAGUAGACUCGGAUGUUUUUUUUAGUAUCAUAAACGAAAUGAUGAGGCUAGGAGAGGAAGAAAGUGCCAAAAAGUAUUAUGCUUAUGCUUGUCGGAGCGAAAGAAUUUCCAAAUCGUUCACCGAUUCACAGAUUGCCAAAAUAUGUGUUGAUUUCAAAUGGGAUGCACCAAAAUAUUGGCUCAUUAAUAGACUUUCUGUUGAUCCUAAAGUCAUAUCAAAAUUUGAAAAUGAAAAGUCUGGAUCAAAUAGUGAUAGGACCCCUGCAUGGUUACAAAAGGAAAAGCCGUUCAACACCGAUGUGUUCAUAUCAUUUCUAGACGGAUACCAAAAGACCGAGAACCGAUAG
This is a messenger RNA of Brettanomyces bruxellensis, 1275 nucleotides long. RefSeq lists its product as uncharacterized. The transcript has a single exon. Lineage: Eukaryota; Fungi; Ascomycota; Pichiomycetes; Pichiales; Pichiaceae. The record is from RefSeq and is a predicted model, not a curated record. The coding region runs from base 1 to 1275 and encodes 424 amino acids.